This is a messenger RNA of Rotaria sordida, 369 nucleotides long. The record is from the annotation of a GenBank genome assembly. Lineage: Eukaryota; Metazoa; Rotifera; Eurotatoria; Philodinida; Philodinidae.
AUGUCAGUAGUUGCUGAUCAACAUUUAUCAUCUCUUCAAAUGACAUCACAUUCAGAACAAAUCAUAGCAAAUAAUAUUCUUUCACCAACAUCAUCAUUCGUUCAAGAAUUAUCUCUUGCACCAUUAAAACGUAAAUAUUCAUUUGAUAAUAAAUAUCAAGAUUAUUAUUGUCAUCAAAUUAUUACACCAUCAUUAAUUAAACAACAAGAUGAAUUUAUUCAACAACGAGAUUUAUUAUCAUCAAUUUCUAUAAAUUCAUCGAAUUCAUCACUUUCAUCAGCAAGUGAUGAAAAUAUACCUAUACGUACACGUUCAUUCAUGGUUGCUAUCAAGAAUACAUUUGAACGUUUAAAAGAAACAUCAAGUUGA